Molecule: messenger RNA, 3575 nt
Organism: Frieseomelitta varia
Lineage: Eukaryota; Metazoa; Arthropoda; Insecta; Hymenoptera; Apidae
Exons: 4
Coding region: 164-3037 (957 amino acids)
Source: RefSeq, a predicted model, not a curated record
UCGUCGAUGAGUGAAUACGUGUUCUUUGCGCGUUUACACGCGCGUCAUGAUCGAAUAAAAUUCUGACGCAGGAUCAAGGGACGAAAGGAUCAGGAGUUCUCUUAAAAUCUACUUUUUAAAAAGUGAUCGGUCUCUGUGAAAUCGAUAAAAAAAGAAAAAAAAAAUGGGGAACUCUAAGUCGAAGAUGAAACCAACGUCGCGGAAGAAGGCGGAGAAAAGCAACGGCUACGGCAACAAAUUCGAAAUGCCUAAUCGCAAGGAGGAGUGCAACGAUGCGGAAUUGGUGUUUUUGAGAAGAUCUAUGGAAAGGAAUCCCGAGAUGUUCGUGUUGAACAAUCUUAUGAUGUGUGUCCAGUUUUUUGGAAAUUAUGAAGAAGAAAUCAAGCAUGUAAAGGAGACGCUUGUGUCGUCACGCGAAACAGAACUGAACAAGCGUUUGCCGCCGCAGAAGCACGUCCUACUUCCGGAUGUUCUUCAAGAGCAUAUCGCUCGACAUGUUGGUUUCACGUCAACGAGACAAACCUUUCGACAGACGAUCAUCGAGCCUUUGCAACCGGUUCGAAUUUACACGGUUCACGACAAUAUCGACAUCACCGAACAAAAUUAUUCAUCACAUUACAGCAACGUGAAUGACUCGACCGUCUAUAAUAUAUUGUUGAAGCCAACGGCGCAUCAAGGAUAUGUGCAGCUCCAGGUCCUCGACGAUUUUGUAACAUCCAGAAAAACCAUAAGAGAAGACGACGUAGAUCUAUCAUCGAUCGCGGAAAACGACGACGAACUCUACAGCGAUGGUAGUGUCUAUGGUCCAAGACCUCGAUCCAACCUAUCUGCCUCUACGGUCAUGCAAAACAGAUCUAAGCAAACGAUGUUGAAGUCUUCCAAAUCCAAACUGACGAAAUCCCUGCCAAAUUUAUGCGACGAAGAGAGCGUGUCCACGAACAGAAGCUUUCCACACUCAAAUCGUAACAGCAAAACGGCUGAGCCUGACUACGAAUCCUCGUCCGAAGAGAGAAGACGUUUGAACAAGAGGGCCCAGUCUAAAGAGGAAUUAUCCAACCGAGGGAAUCGUCGAUGGGAGAAGCAAACGCCUCGAUCAAAGAUCCAAGGAUUAAAUAAUCAAGAUCACACGAGCAGCAACAGUUCUGGCUACCGAUCGGACAAUUACGCGUAUAGCAGCGACAGCAGUUACAAUACUAGCCAUAACUCCAGAUUCUCUCACAGCUCUAGCUUCGAAGAACUGGACGAAUGUUGGAUAACGAACGGAGAGUUUCCCAUUCGUUGUUUCAAAAAAGUGACGUACACAUCCGACGGAAAGAUCUACGAUCCGAACGAGGACAAGAUGUAUCUGUUGAACAGCAAACAUCGAAGAAUCAAAGUGGCUUUGAGACGACACAACUACGACCUGUUCUACGUGAGUAGUACCGAGUUCAUGAAACACUUCAAAAGAGUGUUCCAACAGCGAUUGGGCGAGUCGCUGAGUUUCGAUCGAGAGGCCGUGGACGACGUGAAGCGGGAAGGAUGCGUGCUCUAUUGCGACAAGAUCAUGGUGAAUAACGCUCUGAUGCAAAGUCGAGUGGAACAGUACGAAAUUAUUCCCGCCAUUUGGUUGGAGUGGCCUAUGUGCGCCCAAGAGUGGUUGGACAGAGCUCGGGGUACCUGGCCUGACUACAACGACGUAGAUAAGGUGAAGGAUUACGGGUGCUACGUGGUGCCGGAAGGUUUCGUCCCGAAGAACGGUAACAGCAAUCUCAUUGAGGACCUCGAGUGGCAGCUCGUGUUCCCGACGGCUGAACGAUACCUCGAGACUUGUUUGACACAGGCUCAGGUCCAAGUGUACAUGAUUACCCUAAUGCUGCACAAGACCUUCAUGAGGCCGAUUUUUGACACUAUGUUCGGCUUAACUACAGCGCACAUCAGGCACAAGUUGUUCUGGAUGAUCGAGGAGAACGCCAAUCCGUCUAAAUGGCCAGACAGUGGAAUAGGGGAGUGUUUGCUGAAGCUGCUGUACUCUCUGUAUCACAAUAUAAGCCAGAACGAGCCAAGGCUCGACGACUACUUCAUCAAGGACAGGAAUCUCUUCCAGAGGAUACCCUGUGAACAUCUGUUGCACACACAGAAGCAGUUGAAACGUAUCACUGAAAACCCUGUGAUGUACGUGUUCCAUGCCAUGGAGAAUAUCCGGUACAACGACGACCUAUUCCCGCGAUUGGACUACAAGAUGCUGCUGAAGAUACUGACCGCUGACACGUUGACGUUGAUUAAUCCGAAACUGACGCAGCAUGUACAGAAUCCGUCGAUGAAUCAAUCGUACGGUGAUCGUGUCUCACUGGAUGCGAGAUAUAACAGGACAGGAUUUUGGGACACGGUGAAGAGACAGCGAAACAAACAUUCCGUCCAAUCGGUUUCGUUAAUCAAUCCUCGUAAGGCCAGCGACUCUAUCAUCGAAAUCUCGACACGUUGCGCCGAGUUGGAGGGGCCAAGGUUAUGCGUUCUCCUCGGCUUCUUCAUACAACACUUCAUACAAAUAGCCGAACGAUGUAACCAGUAUCAGGCGCAUCGGCAAAAAAAGAUUUACCUGGAUCACGCGGACAGACUGUCCAUACUACUUUUCGAGCGACAGAGAUACACGGAGGAUGCUCGGGCAUAUCGCGACAAGAUCAAGGUCAUCAGGAAGAAGGUGGCAACCACUUUGAAAUCAAGGGACGAUCCGCCGAAAACGCCGGAUAGGAACCCGGAGAACGCUAUAUACGUUGCCCCUCUAAACGAUCGUUUCACGCGUGAGAAGAAUUCGUCGAGUCGAGUUCACGCGAGAAUUCCGAAGUCGAACGAGGAUCUGCCGGAGAAGAGGACUGACGACAGGAAAAAUGUUAAAGCGAUCGUUCACGAGAGACACUACGAGGAUGUAGAGAAAUUAAAUUUGGACGUAGCGAGCAACAAUGCGGCUAAUUCGACGAGCGAGAAUAGCGAUGACUAUCGACCAGUGACACCAGUUAUUCAUUUGUCAGAAUCUGUAGGGAACGAAUCCACGUAUAUUUAGAAACGAGUGACUCCUUCGUUGUCUAAUAAAUUUCUCAAAAUUUAGCAUGUAAUCUGUUUUAAUUUAUUAUACUGUAAUUUAUUUAUACUUACUGUUAAGAAAUAUUAGACGCGAUUAUUAGACGUAUAGAGGAAUUGAACUCUCCGUUUGAGCUCCGUUUAUCUGAACUAAUGACUGGAGAACAGAUAGUUUGUAUAAAGUAUCCCAGAUAUUUUUUACAAUAUAUACAUAGAUAUAAAGAGUACUUUAUAUAGUAUACUACUAUAUUACAACGUAUAUAAGUCUAGUUAUAUAGAGUAUACUACAUAUUAGCUACGUACGAGAUUUUUCUUCGAAAUUUGAAUUUAUAAAUUAUCAAUUAUCAACCACAUAAAAAAAGAAGAAAAUUUCUGUAGAUUAUGUAUAUUCAAUAUUAGGAGAAUUUAUAAUAAAAAUAUCGAAACUUUAUUAUUAAUUGCUACAAAUAAUAUUCCUAUGACUUUAGAUAGGUUACAUAGUUUUAUAUGUAGAAGUAUAAAAAUCUUUGCAUAAAUUCAUU